This is a messenger RNA of Papaver somniferum (opium poppy), 3117 nucleotides long. RefSeq lists its product as uncharacterized. Gene Ontology annotation, molecular function: nucleic acid binding; RNA-DNA hybrid ribonuclease activity. Bases 2191 to 3018 code for a protein of 275 amino acids. The record is from RefSeq and is a predicted model, not a curated record. The transcript is spliced from 2 exons. Lineage: Eukaryota; Viridiplantae; Streptophyta; Magnoliopsida; Ranunculales; Papaveraceae.
CACAGACUUUGUCUGAUUAAUUCUAGGGUUUUCUUUGUAAGAUUUGCUCUGAAAUAUUUUCAGUUUCAAUCAAGAACUUUGUUCUAUUAUAUAUACCCUCUUAUUUUUAUUAUCGUAUAGUUCAUUUUCGAGUCAAUCGAUAUUUAUUCUUCUAGCGCUGACACCAUGACCAAAACAGCAGCAACAACACCACCGCCAUGGCGCCACCACCUAUGUGGUUUGUUUUUCUCACUGUUGAUUGAUAGUAUAAGUGUUUCUUAGUAAAAUCGGUGAGAUAAUGAUGGAUUUCUAAGAUUAAUGUUCUCACAAACCGAGUUUCUCUAGGAAUUACAAAAAUAGAUCGAUUGGUGAUCAAUUCCAAUCAGUUAUUUCCUCUCUGCUGCAGACAGUUACCGACGAAGCUGAUUGAUUUCUACCUUCUUUGUUUAACAGUUUGGUAUAAAUUUUGAUCAUGAAGAAGAGGAAUAAAAUCUGAUUUGAUUGGUGGUUUAUCAAAUUGGGGAUGACUUAAUAGGAAGAUAUUUUUACUGAUAUUGAAUCUUGGCUUAAAUUUGAUAAGGGAGGGAGAUAUAAAAUAGCUUUGAAUUCAACAUAGCUUGCAUUCCCAUGGUUAAAUCCACGUACAACAGUUGUUAGGAAAGAUCCGUGAGACUAGUGUUGCAUCAAGUUAACUUGCCGUUAGUCAUGGAUUUCAUCCCUCUCUUUUCCUCUCCAUUUUCUUUGUUUUUAAUUUUCUAGGGAAUCUUUAUUUACGGAUAAAUGUUGUACAACGAGACUAUUGAGAGGUAAGUUACAGGGAGGUUUAUCAAUGGUUUAUUGUUUAAAAGCGGAGGAAAUGGGGGAAAAUUUGAUAAACCCCAUCAUGAUUUCAUUUGUGCUCAUUCUUUUUCAGGCAUCAUAAACAACAUGGAAAUGGAAGGUUUUUACAGUGGCUACAAGAUAAACAGAUGGGCCCCUAGUGUUUCUCACAUUAUGUUUGCUGAUGAUAUCAUGUUGUUUGGGAAUACAGAUACCAGAACCAUCAAAUCCAUAUCUACUGUGCUACAUCAAUACUACAAUGUCUCUGGGCAGCUAGUAAACUAUUCAAAAUCUUCCAUACACUUCAGUAAAAUUGUUCCUGACACUUAUGUAGAUGAAAUAAUCCAAGAACUGGGAGUCAAAAGAAUGGCAAAAGAAGAAAAGUACCUGGGUGUGAAGAUACUUCAACAAGGCAACAGGGUGUCUAAUUACAAUUUUCUUAUAGAGAAGUUUGAUGCAGCUCUGGCAGGGAGGAGAAAACAUAAUCUUUCUCAUGCAGGAAGAACAGUUCUUGUCCAAUCUGUUCUAGCCCUUAUUCCCAUCUUUUACAUAUCAACCACUAUGCUUCCUAAAACUAUGCUCAACAAGCUAACUCAGAUUAUUUGAGAUUUUUGGUGGGGUCAUACUAGAGACAAGAGGAAGAUGCAUUUCUUGAAGUGGGAGUGGUUUAAUCUUCACAAGGAAAAAGGUGGCUUGGGAUUGAGAAGUCUAUAUGAGCUCAACUUAGAACUGGUGGCUAAAUUAUCCUGGAGAUUUCUUCAUGAACAGGAUGCAUUAUGGGCUCAAAUCAUGAGAGAAAAAUACCUAAGAGAAGGCUCUUUCUGGGAAGUAAAGAAAACAACAAACUGUUCUACCACUUGGGCAGCUAUGCUUGACAGUAGAAAAGAUCUGAAGAAUGGUUGUCUUUGGAUGGUUGGUAAUGGAAAAUCCAUAAACAUAUUUAGUGAUCCAUGGAUUCCCUCUAUACAAUAAAAUAUCCCAGCUAACUCAGGGGAGAGUAAUGUAGAACUCAAAAACGUUAAUGAUCUCAUUGAUGCCACUACAGGUCAUUGGGAUGCAAAAUGUUCUGCAACAAUUUGAAGACCCCUUCAGAAGCAAUCAAAUCAAAUCCAUCUCCCCUAAUCUUAUAACUGGUGAUAGACUGAUAUGGAAGUUUACUACUAAUGGGCAAUUUUACUCCCCAAUCUUUUCAGAAAAUGCUCUAUGAACAACAAGGUGAGUCUUAUUCUACAGGAGGAAAUCUCUUUCCAUGGAAGAAAUUCUGGGGUUUUAAGAAAAUAACACCUAAAAUAAAAUUAUUUAUUUUGAGAGCCUUGCACAACGGCCUUGCUGUUUCAAAGAAGAUAGGAAGAAUACUAGAUUGAGUGCCCACAAGUUGUGAUAUCUGCAACAAUGAAGAUGAAAUGUAGAGCACCUAUUAAUUCACUGCGAGUUUGCCAGAGUAGUGUGGUUCGCUGCUCCCCGGGGCUUCAGAUUUCAACACAACAAUCAGAUGUCUCUAAUGGAUCUAAUAAACUUUUCUUCAGAUGCAAUGAUAAAGACUCGACUACUACUCUAGGUAUGUCCAUUUGCUGGGCAAUCUGGAAAGCACGCAAUGCUAAGGUCUUUGAAAACAAGGGUGUCUCUAUCCAGGGGGUCUUGGCCACAACAUCACACUGGUACAACCUCUACUUCAACUUCAUAGAGGCAGAGGAAGCUCUAGAAGUGAAUACUAAUCAGGAGAACCCUACAACUGAGGCCAACAAUAUCUGGAGAGCUCCAGAUUAUCCUAAGGUUAAAAUUAAUGUGGAUGCUGCUUGGAAAGAUGGUGCGUAUGCAUGCGCGGCUUUAGCGAGAGACAGUAACGGUAAUUGGUGCGGAGUUGGAACCAAAGCAGGAAGAUCAAACUCAGUGGUCUCUGCCGAAGCUGAAGGUUUCAAACUUGCAACUGAAUUGGCAGUAUGGCUAAAUUUGGGAAACGUCAUUAUUGAGGAUGAUAGCCAAGUCGUGGUAAACAGUCUCAAGGGAGUUUUAAGGAAGAUUCCUUGGAGGAUAUGGAGAUUGAAGGAUGAUAUCAUUUCUAGAAUGAGUACUCUAAAUGGCUCUGGAGCAUACAAGUAUGUGCCAAAACCGGCUAACUCAGCUGCUCACUCUUUAGCAGCUUAUGCUCUUUCGAACAACGUCCACGUGUGUGGACUAGCUCUAAUUUCCCUCCUAGCAUUGUCAGCCUCCGGGAUAUAAACAAUGGCUAGUUUUUCUGUUUUCUCUUUUCUUAUACCAAAAUAAAUAAAUAAUAAAAAUCAAUGCUGGGUUUGCUGGUUUAUGAUUGCUACAAUUGAA